This is a messenger RNA of Stegastes partitus (bicolor damselfish), 1141 nucleotides long. RefSeq names its product protein anoxia up-regulated-like. NCBI's taxonomy places the organism in Eukaryota, Metazoa, Chordata, Actinopteri, Pomacentridae. Bases 96 to 704 code for a protein of 202 amino acids. The transcript is spliced from 2 exons. The record is from RefSeq and is a predicted model, not a curated record.
GCCCAGCGCGGCCGCAGUCCGAGAGCUGAAACUCGGCAGCGCUGCUCCGUCUGCGGCCGGACCGGUGCUGAACGAUCCUGUUUUCUGACGCCAACAUGCCGAAAGACAGCCCGGCCCGGCGGAAGCGGAUUCGCAACGCCAUGCGACUCACGCGCGCAGCUGAGUCGGACGAAGCCCGAGAGGCUCGCCGAACUCGAGACCGAAUGAGUCGCAGAAGAGCUCGUGCAGCCGAGUCAGAGGAAGCUCGAGACCUUCGCCUGGCCAGUAACGCCGCCUGUAAAGCGAGACGUCUCGCCGCCGAGUCGGACGAAGAACGAUACGCCCGUCUGGCUGUAAACGCGGCGCGGCAGGCGAGACGCCGAGCGGCAGAGUCCGACGAGGAGCGACACGCUCGCCUCGCGAGAAACGCUUCACGCCAGGCCGUGCGACGCGCAGUCGAGUCUGACGAAGUGCAAGACACGCGACUGUCGAGGAGCGCCGCGCUGCAGGCGAGGCGGCGAGCGGCCGACGAGUGCGACGUCGCUCGGUGUGACGACGCCGACUCCUUCCAGUUCGAGCUGCAGGGAGCGUACGGAGAGACGCUGAUGCUGUUUCCGUUUCCUAAGUGUUCGCACUGCGGCGCCCUCGUGUGGAAAGCACUUCCUGUUGACGCUGCAGAGGAAGCAGCUUCCUGUGAGCCGCUGCUGUGUCACGACCACCAAUAAGGAGGAGGUCGAUGGAGGAAGGCCGAGGUUGGAGCGUGAGCAGGAGUUCUGGUCCACAGAAACGUGAAUCAAUCAGAGGAAUCCUGAUGCUGCUGCAGAACUGAUGAACUGAUGAACUGAUGGACACUUUGCUGCUGGUCUCCUUCUCCUCCAUCUUCUCAUUGGUCCUCAUUAGAUGAAGGCAGGAGGAUGUAAAAGCAGAACCUGCACUUGACUCUCAUGUAAAUGUUGUUUUUUUUUACUGCAGUUACAUUGAAGGCAUUUAAAUGUCUCACAGUCUGAAGCUGCUUCUCGCCGACACGUCUUCAUGCUGCUUUAAAUAUUUAUUGUCUAGAAAGACGUUUUGCAUUUCUGUGUUGAUGCUCUAAAUAAAUGAACUCUGGUGCUGUUGGUCCAGAUGGUCUGGACCUGGUCUCUGGCACCACUGAGACUGCAAA